This is a messenger RNA of Scleropages formosus (Asian bonytongue), 2662 nucleotides long. It is a transcript of the gene prrt1, whose product is annotated as proline-rich transmembrane protein 1. Lineage: Eukaryota; Metazoa; Chordata; Actinopteri; Osteoglossiformes; Osteoglossidae. Gene Ontology annotation, cellular component: membrane. The transcript is spliced from 5 exons. The record is from RefSeq and is a predicted model, not a curated record. The coding region runs from base 469 to 1230 and encodes 253 amino acids.
UCACAGUGUUCCUCCCCCAUCCAUCCGGCUGUCUCUUUAAGGCUCCGACACCGUGUCUCUGACUAAUUCACUGCUCCCUCAGUGCGGACGAACCCGUGUGAAACCGAUCUGCGCUCCUCCUGCGCUCUGUGUGGACGCCGCUUCUGCGCUCCUCACCUCUCCGCUCCGCUCUCGCGCACAUGGAGACACCUUCAGCGAGGAGAUAACGCCGUGAUCGCGAGCGGGCAUUUAACGGCACUCGUUUCCAAUGACACAUAAAUAACAGUGGAGUUAUGAUCUGAAAGGUCGUGGGGGGGAAGAGCCGGCAGAUGCUAAUAUAAGGAGAAGGAGCGGCGGAGCAGCGCAGAGCGAGGAGCGACGACAUCGCGGCGAUACGACUCGAGGGAAGCGGCUCGCAAAGCGGAACAGCGGUCAGAAUCGGGACGGUGAGCGCGCGAGCGGGCAGCGCAGGCUGAACAAAGAGAGCCGAUGUCGUCCGAGAAGCACGGAGGGUACCCAGGUGUGGAAGAGGCGGCGCGCCAGCCCAUCGCUCAGCCCAUGGCUCAGAUCUUGCCCCCACCCUAUCACCCUUCCCAAGAGCCCGUGAUGCCACCCCACCCCCCUCCACCUGCCUGCGGCCCGCAGCCCAACUACCCGCCGCCACCUCCGCCCCCUGGCUCAGAGGGUUACAUGCAGGAGACUCAGUUCCACUGCGGGACCCUGCCAGCCCCGGCCCCAGGGGCCCCGCAGGGAUACACGGUGCAGACACAGGGGCCUGGAGGGACAGUACCCCAACCCCCAGCGGGGUACCUACAUCCUGGGUACCCGCUACAGCUGCAGCCCUGCACUGCCUAUCUGCCGGUGUAUCCCAUUGGAGCAUCAGGGCAGACCUACCUGCAGGGGAAUGCAGCUCCCCCAGGUGUUGCCCCAGGGCAGGUGGCAAUGCAGAUGCCCCCAGGGGUUGCCCUGAUGGAGCCCCGCCGACCCCCUCAUGACUACCUGCCCAUCGCCGUCCUCACCACGGUCUGCUGCUUCUGGCCCACGGGGAUCAUUGCCAUCAUCAAAGCAGUGCAGGUGCGCAUGGCCGUGGCCCGAGGUGACAUGGUGUCGGCGGAGAUCGCCUCGCGGGAGGCCAGAAACUUUUCCUUCAUCAGCCUCGCGGUGGGCAUCGCCUCCAUGGUCCUGUGCACCAUCCUGACCGUGGUGGUCAUCAUCGCCUCCCAGCACAACGACGACGACUGGGAGCCUUAAGCACAAGGAGGGCGCCGGACGGAGUGGGUGGAGCCGUGAAACAUACUGCGCAGUGGACCAGCCAAUCACGUACCGAGAUGCUAAUUAAGACGCACGCUCAUUAGCGGACACCCUUUCUGUCCCCGAGUUUCACCCCCUCCCUCAGCUGUGGGACCACUCUUCCCUAACCCCCCCAUCCGAGGUCUACGCUCUAAGCAUUUCCAUGUUUGCCAAAUGUAUCAUAAUGCAUAACUUACCUACAGAGCAGUAUCAUAUUUAUGUUAUAUAUGAAAUUAUUGCAAGCUAGAAACCCGUACGAUGUGUUUUUUCUGUUAAUGUUAAUUUAUUAGCCGUAUUGCUGUCAUUGAUCGUACUUGUGUUUAUUUACUUUGGAAAUACGUGCCAUGUACCUUUUCAUAUAUUCGGGUUACCUUAGAGUAAUUAUGGUUCUCAUAUGACAUUUUGACUAUAAAUACGUAUUUAUUGAUCUCUAAUGACGUUUCAUGAAAUACAUAGUAGGUAAGUGAAAUGGACAGAAGUGGGAGAGGACCACAUGUAGAUGCAGAGAUGGGGGGAAGAAAAAUGUCGAGAGAGCUGAUGUGGCGUCGACGUGCGGGUGCGAGAAGCGGCCGGCGGACGGGUCGCUCUCUCUGGCGCGUCGCCCGCAGGAUCCGCGUCCCCGCCGAGUCGCUACGAGGAACGCGUCCGUGUCAGCGCGCGUCUAGCGAAGCGCCGCAUUAACGGCUCGCGCCCGCCAGCCUUGGAGGCGUUGGGCCUCGGGGUCUCGAACCCUUACGGCCCUCGUUGUAGAAGCUGGGUGGUUUAGCGGGAGAACCAAGCAACCGGGCACAUGUCAGUGCUGCUCAACCAACCACGAAAUUCACGCGGCACACACGCUGACUUUGGCUCACACACACCUCGCCAGAUGCGCGUGCGUCAGCGUCGGGCCCCCCGGUUAGACCACGGCGCUCUAAGAAUAAAUCCACAAGCGCUUUCGCUCCGACUGCGCAAUUUUUCGCAUCGAGAAAGGUUUCGGCCUCGGCGGGUCGUUACUCGCGCCGAACGAUAAUUUCCAGCCCGUCCGUUUGUUGCACGGCCUUCUGGGAGUUCGUUUUUAACCCUUUAUGAACGGGGUCAAAUUCAUUCCUGUUCCGUUUGGGCUCCGCUCACUGCUGUCGUCCUCGGGGGCAAAGAGCGGCCUGUUUCGGGGCAGCGACUCCGAACGGAUGAACGAUGGAGCAACCAAAGGAAACGUUAAACAAAAAUCCUUCCCUUCAUUAGUGUUUCCAGCCCUCCGAUGCCCUGGGUUCCACGUUCCGUUCGUCCUCCACUCUUUACUGUUGUUUGUCACUCUCCUCCUUUUUAUCUCUAUUGUUACAAGUGGCUCUCGCAAAACGGUAAGAUUUUAAUUGAUGCUAUUUAAAAAAAAAAAAAAAAAAAAACAUUAGGAAUC